AUGUUGUCGUCGUCCAGCGCGGCGCUCCGGCGCAACAACUCGUUCUUCGAGUCCACCCCCAAGGUGCAGUACCCGACGCAGGCGUCAGACUACCGCCUGAUGGAGGAGAUCGGCCGCGGCGUGAGCGCCAAGGUUUACCGCGCGGAGUGCGUUCCCCUGAACAACGAGCAGGUGGCGGUCAAGAAGCUGGACCUCGAGGAUCAGGAUCCGGGGCACCUCGAGGAGAUCCGCCGGGAGGUUGCGUCCAUGAGCAUGCUCUCGCACCCCAACCUCGUCAUGGCGCACUGCUCCUUCGUCGAGGGCCAGUACCUGUGGAUCGUCAUGCCCUUCUGCGGAGGAGGGAGCGCGCUGAACAUCAUGAAGUGGUCGCACCCCAAGGGCCUGGACGAGACCUCCAUCGCCACGAUCCUCAAAGAGGUGCUCAAGGCGCUCGACUACUUCCACCGCAACGGCAACAUUCACCGCGACGUCAAGGCGGGUAACAUACUCAUCGACGACAACGGCUCGGUCAAGAUCGGCGACUUCGGCGUCUCGGCCGCGUCCUGGGGCUCCGGCGCCAAGCCCCACGCCACCUUCGUGGGCACCCCGUGUUGGAUGGCGCCAGAGGUGAUGGAGCAGGUGAACGGGUACGACUGGCACGCGGACAUCUGGUCGCUGGGCAUCACGGUGCUCGAGCUGUGCCACGGCCACGCGCCGUUCGCCAAGUAUCCCCCGAUGAAGGUCCUGCUGAUGACGCUGCAGAACCCGCCGCCGCAGCUCGAGGCGGAGCAGGCGGAGAGCGGCCACCACUUCUCGAGGGCGCUCAGAGAUUUCGUCUCGAUAUGUCUGCAGAAGGACCCGUCCAAGCGACCGAGCGCCGCCAAGCUCCUCGAGCACAAGUUCCUGAAGGAGGCCAAGAAGCCCGACUUCCUCGUCAAGCACCUGCUCGACGGCAUACCCACCCUCGGGGACAGGACCGCGAAGCUCAACGAACGCGAGAAGGCGAGGCAGGCGCAGCGAGCCGCCGCCGUCGCCGCGGGGGGGCUCUCGUCCGCGCCGUCCACCGAGGCUGCCGAGGAGAAGCGAUCGAACGCCGAGUACCUCAAGGGGGUCUCCCGCUGGGACUUCGACAUGGACGCCAUCCGCGCCGAGGCUGCGGCGAUGACCCUGGACGACGAUAA
Molecule: messenger RNA, 1160 nt
Organism: Micromonas commoda
Lineage: Eukaryota; Viridiplantae; Chlorophyta; Mamiellophyceae; Mamiellales; Mamiellaceae
Exons: 1
Biological process (GO): protein phosphorylation
Molecular function (GO): protein serine/threonine kinase activator activity; ATP binding; protein kinase activity
Source: RefSeq, a predicted model, not a curated record